Messenger RNA from Agelaius phoeniceus (red-winged blackbird), 4528 nucleotides. It is a transcript of the gene MFAP3, whose product is annotated as microfibril associated protein 3. Lineage: Eukaryota; Metazoa; Chordata; Aves; Passeriformes; Icteridae. The record is from RefSeq and is a predicted model, not a curated record.
GAGCUGCGGGGACGGGCCAGGCCGGGCCGGGCAGCCUCGUCCCGAGGGUCAGAGGGGGCUUGCAAAUGGUAUUUCUGCAAGACAUCAGCAGCCUAUGCUCUGUCAGGUGUGUCUCGGUUUAUUGCCUCACGUUACUCCAGUUUUACUUCCAGUUUCCACUUCAAAUAUUGAUGGUCUUGAAAGUGCACUUGGAACCCAGGCAUUUUCCAUCACAGAACAAAUCAAGAGCUCCUCUGCUAUCUCAGAGCAAUACAGACAGCUUAAUAUCAUAUGACCUCAUUUCUCCAAAUUAAAUGAAAGAAGAAUUUUCACUCACUUUCCAUGAAGCUCAGCUAUUGCCUGUUAAUUUUGACUGUUAGUGCUGGUCUUUCAGCUGGAUUCACAGUGGAAAAUGUAGCUUUUAACAGGACAGUUGCUUUUAGGUCUUUCAAUGCAUCACUUCAUGCAGUGUCUCAAGCUUUAAUAAGUUCUCCAGCACACCAUGAUAUCAUAGCCAAAGAGGGGAGCAGUAUUUUAAUUGAAUGUAAACUGAACAUCAGCCAGUAUGAACAUAUCCUUUGGUAUAACUCCAGAGGACACCUGCUUGAACAGAAAGAUGAAGAUGACCGGUGGAGGAUUGCUGAUCAUUCCCUCAACAUCACAAAGGUCAGCUUUGCCGACCGGGGCCGGUACACGUGUGCAGGCAUUAAUCAGAACGAGACCUUAUACUACACAGUCACCCUGAGGGUUAUCUUCACCUCAGGGGACAUGAGCAUCUACUACAUGAUCGUGUGCCUCGUUGCCUUUGCCAUCACGCUCAUUUUGAACAUCACCCGCCUGUGCAUGAUGAGCAGCCACCUCCGCAAGACGGAGAAGGCCAUCAACGAGUUCUUCCGCACGGAAGGGGCCGAGAAGCUGCAGAAAGCUUUCGAGAUAGCCAAGCGCAUCCCCAUCAUCACGUCCGCCAAAACGCUCGAGCUGGCCAAAGUCACUCAGUUUAAGACCAUGGAGUUUGCUCGCUACAUCGAAGAGCUCGCCAGGAGCAUUCCCCUCCCUCCUCUGAUCCUGAACUGCAGGGCCUUCAUGGAGGAGAUCUUCGAGGCCGUGCGGGUGGACGACCCCGACGAGGUGGGCAGGGAGGAGAAGCCGCCCCCGGGCUGCGGGGCGCCGGCCGCGCUGUUCCCCGGCAGCGCCCCCGUCAAGCGCAGCCAUUCCCCGGCCGGCGACUCGGACGACGGCUCCCUGAGCGAGCAGGGCCAGGAGAUCGCCGUGCAGGUGUCCAUCCACCCCCAGGGCCAGGGCCACGGCAUCGACACCGUGUCCCACGGCAGCUGCCACUCUGUGCCUGCUGAGGAGGGCACCUGCUGAGCCACAGCUCGGGCCGUCCAAGGGCUCUGUGAGAAAAGGGUCUGCAAACAAGCUGCCUCAUCCCAUGUGCACGAGAGUUUUCCAAAUUGCGAGGUGCCAGAAGUGGUUUGAAGUGUGUAUUUUCUGUCUGUGUUGAUUUAACAAUUGCAGUCUGCUCAAAAAGGCCGUUUAGAAUAUUGUGAGGGGGCUUUUCUUUUUCAAGCAGGUUUGCUGUAUUUAAAAUAGUUACAAAACAGGAAUUCUUUGUCCUUGGCUCCUUGGUAGCUUUUGAUACUUCAGAUCUGUGUGAGAAGUGACCAAGCUGAGCAGUACAACUUGCAAUAAGAACUUUUCCUUUGUGAGCUCCUUCUUUAUUCACAAAGUUGAGCUGAAAUUCCUUUGAGUCAGUGGUGUUGUCCUGAUGAAUUGAGUUCUGUGCUCUUUUUGAGUUGCCCCUUGGUGUGUGUAGCCCAUCAGAACCACGGUGAGCUUGAACAAAUCUGUUUCGUGUCACAUGCUUGUGUUGCUAUCAAAAUGUACUGUACUUAGAAAAGGAUAGUGCCAGGAUCUGCUGCUGGAUUAAAUGAAUUGUUGCAGUUUCAAAGCAGCUUAAAGAAACCAGGAGGUCUCGAGUUUUCUGUGCAUCUGCAGGAAAUUUGUGGGUAUUUUAAAAGCUUGUUGUUUAAACGUGGUGCUGAUUGCCAAAGCGCCUUACCCUGGUCCUGUCCCACAGAACGCAGCAGUGGCAGCACUUCUGGCACUGCCUGGCUUUUCAUGAUGCUGAUUUCACUCACUAUAGAAAAUCCAAAGUUUUAUAUUGUAUUUGAUGUUGUGGUGAGGAAAGGAUGACAGUAAUCACAUCGUGGCAAAACUGAGAAAUGAAUUCAUCAUCUACAGACAGGUGUCUCAGGCACAUCUUCCUGAACAGCAUUAAAAUAAAGCAGGUGAAAAGCAGUGACACUGAGUGGCUCUGCUCUGGCUGGUGCUGUCAGAAGGCAGUGGCAGAGGGAGUGGGAGCUGGCUGAGCUCUUUGCCAGCCACUCUUUGCAGGAGGGGAGUGACUCACUGGUAGGGCCCAGCCUGUGUGCUGCAGAGGUGGCAGAAGGGAGCUGCAGCUGCUGGCAUAUGUGCACAAGUCCUUCACCAGGGAUCUCCCACCUGGCUUCCUCAGCCUCCAGGAAUCAGAGUGAGGACAAGAAUCUACUUCCUUCUUCCACUCUUUGGUGCUGGUUUUUUUUUCUCCUUAACAUUUGUAUCACUUAAAUAGCAUUUUAUAUCCUGUUGAGAUUUAGUAGAUGUAAAGCUUGUAAGCACUCCACAUAUUAAUUUCUUACAACUACUGGAAGCAUAUUGCCAUAUAAUUUUAACAGCUUGGCAACAGGAGUGCCAUUUAAUUUCACACAACUCUUUUUUCUUUCCUUAUUAUUACAGAAAUGUCAGUUGAACAAGUGAUUCUGGAGGGCUGCUCAGGAUUCUUAAGAGGAUUUGACAUUACAUUUACAUGAGUAGAGGUGGAAAACAAGCAGGCACGGUGGUAAUAGCAGGGUGGGGCUGUCUGUGGUAAUGCAUGCUCAGAAAGAAGGGGCUGAAUGAAUUAUAGUUACCAUAUCAGAGACAGGGAAAUGACAGCAUCUCUUACCAUUUUAAACUCCCUUCUGGGGAAAUUCCUGCAGUCAGCCACCAGUUAAACCACCCUAGUUGCCUUUGGCCUGUCAGGUAAGAGUAAUGUUAGUCAGGAAGGAAAUUGCUAGCCUUUAUUACAGCAACAUUCCCACCAGCUUGGUGCCAUUUCCAAGACUGUAGCAAACUUUGUCUGUUUCAGGAGAAUAAACCUGAGUAGAUGCCUCAACAGUGACUUCUUUUUUUGCUUCCAUAGUUUGAUGGCACUUUAUGUCCAGGUGAAAAUUUUGUAUAGUUUUGUGUAACCUGUCUGGCUUCUUUUUUGAGGUUAUCAGUGUUAAAAGAUACUCUGUGGAUAAAUAUCUAUUUCUCUUAGAAGAAGAAAGCUGCUGGCUUCACUUCUGUGCUACAAUGGGUUCUGCAGGUUUGUUGCACAUGUGUGAGGGGAGAUUUGAGAGUUUACAACCCACUGGUUGAAAGAGGUGAAGGCUACAAGAGAAAAUUAUUUGCUUUAAUCUCCUUUGUGCCACAGGCCAUCAGAAUGUACCUGCACCUGCCUUAUUUCCUUAUAAACAGCUCUCCUUGCUUCUCUGGAACGUUUGCAUAAUGUGCAACAUAUGGAUGUGUUACCCCUAAACACACACACAGUGAGAGAUGCCACUACAAAAUCUAAACUGUUUAUUGCUUGCUAAGAAGCAGUUAUGAUUGACAGAUGUCACAUCAGAAGUGGCAGCAGAAUGACACUGGAGGUGUGUCAGAUGAGUGACAGGAGAGCUGUUUCAAGACUGAUUUGAUCUCUUUUUUGAUUUUUAUACUUUAUUUACACAGCUCCAAGUUCUGACUGAGCAGUCACCUGGUGUCUUCAUACAUCCUAUUGCUGGUUGAGAGGAAAGAGUGACCAUGCAUAAAGGUCCUCAGAAAUGCAGUUGCUGAGUCAAUUGCUGGAUAGCACAGCUGAGGGUUUUCCUGAAUUACUACAGUAUUUUGUUCCUUACAUGGAUUUCAUUCCUGGGAAGGAGGUUGUUUUAUAAGGAUUUCAGUAUAUCAGGAGCACCUUCUGAAUGGAGGAACCGAUCCUACUCCCACUGAAUUCAAUUAGAGAGGAUUUGGAGCUCUGUGCAUUUUACAGGAUUUUUAUGUAUCUGAAAGCAAGGAUGAAGGUGAUGUUAAAUGGUAAAAGUGAUAUCCAGAGAAUGAAAUUUGACACCAGUUUCCAAACACUUGUGAACUAUUCUUGUUACCCUGAGAGCAGAUGCGUGCACUUAAUGUCUUUGAUGAAUCUAAUUGAAAAUUAACAUGGAAAGUGUUUCUCUCUUAACUUUUUGUAGGAUGAGGAGAAUCUAUAGUGGUUUCCUUGCUUUAAACUAAAGUCUCUGACAAUCAGAAGGCUAUUCUAUCUCUGUGACUUAUUUUAAAAAAAUAUAAAAUCUACUUGUUAUCCAAGAGUACCUAAAACUAACUUUGUAGUGAUUAUUUGUAUUACCUGGAUUGUAAUGUAACUGUUUAAUGUAACCACAUAGGAUUUCAUACUUUCAUAAAAGGAAUUGGUAGAUUUGCAAAAUAAAUUGAAAAGAAAAACCUU